Penicillium longicatenatum is the source of this 1374-nucleotide messenger RNA. RefSeq lists its product as uncharacterized. Bases 1 to 1374 code for a protein of 457 amino acids. The record is from RefSeq and is a predicted model, not a curated record. Gene Ontology annotation, molecular function: zinc ion binding. Lineage: Eukaryota; Fungi; Ascomycota; Eurotiomycetes; Eurotiales; Aspergillaceae. The transcript has 3 exons. Gene Ontology annotation, cellular component: nucleus.
AUGUCCUACGCCGUGGAAUCAAAGAAACGGAAAUUCCACCGGGUAUUAGAGUCCAUCUCUAAACCUCACACUUCCGAAAAUGCACCCAAACCCUCGAGGCCAGCGUCAACACCCGCUGCCGCAAGCGCGCAAGACCGUCCGCUCGCGAACCUCUCCAUCAAGAAGGUUCGUCUGAGCAGCCACGAUAAUUCAGACCCAAUCUCUGUGCGCAACUCCAUAUUAAAGCUAUCUCGUCCUACAUCUCGAACGUCCUCGACAUCUUCGACGCAGCGCCCAACUUUUCUUCCUUGGGACCGCGAUGCCUUCCUCGGGCGACUGGAGACUUUCCGUCGGGUGGAUCGAUGGACCUCCAAACCUUCACCAAUCAACGAAGUUCAAUGGGCUAAGCGUGGCUGGAUAUGUACCGAUUCCAUGCGGGUAGGCUGUGUCAGUGGCUGUGGCGGUUCGGUUGUUGUGAAGCUGCCCGACGAGAUCGAUGAGUUGGACGGGUACGAUGCGGAGAAGGUUCAGGAACGCAAGGAAGUCCGCGCAAGGCUAGUGGAAGAGUAUGCAAAACAGCUAAGCGAAGCCCAUGGUGAGAAUUGCCCGUGGCGAAACAAAGGCUGUGAUGCUACCAUCCAACAUUUGCAACUUGUGAAUACAGACAUUGCUAUCACUAAGUUGCAUGAUCGUUAUAUGAAUAUUGUGAAGCUGGGUGAGAAAUUGCCCGCCGAAGGUGUUAUUGAAACCCCCGAGGGAUUCCAUCUGGAUAAUCUCAUAGAGAUGUUGCCUGCGGAGUGGUUUAAGGACUCGAAGACAGCCUCCGAGGCAAUAAAUACAGAAACAGAAACCAACGCAGAGGCUACGGCCCCUACCCAACAGCCACCAGCAGAGCCGCCGAAACAAGUCAACCGAACCGCACUUGCGAUGGCUUUCUUUGGAUGGGAUUCCGUGGCCGAUGAAGCUGCAGGACUAGUCGGAUGCAAGGCCUGCUUCCGCCGCCUGGGCCUAUGGAUGUACAAGCCCAAGGAAAACGGUGAUGUCACAGUCUAUACGUCUUUAGAUGUGGCUUCAGAGCACAUGGAGUACUGUCCAUGGAUUGACCCAGUGGCACAGAGCGGCUCUGGCAAGCCAAAUGAAAAGGUGGAUGGCCUACGCAGUGGAUGGCAGGUUGUUGCUGAGGCAUGCAAGGUAAAGCACCGUCGAAGACUCCGAUCCGUGGCAUCCAUGGAGACGGUGAACAGCAGACCCAGUACGCCCUUGCAGGACUCUGCACCCGAUGAGGAGAAUGAAGAGAGUCGGAAAACUGCCGACCGCGAGUGGUGGGCUAAGAUUCGACGGAUCCGACAAUCUUUGACUUCCAAAUCACCACACCGGAAGUCCGUCCCGAAAUAA